AUGGCCAAGCCCCUGACAGACCAGGAGAAGCGGCGGCAGAUCAGCAUCCGCGGCAUCGUGGGCGUGGAGAACGUGGCCGAGCUGAAGAAGGGCUUCAACCGACACCUGCAUUUCACACUGGUCAAGGACCGUAAUGUGGCCACCCCUCGCGACUACUUCUUCGCGCUGGCGCACACAGUGCGCGACCACCUGGUGGGGCGCUGGAUCCGCACGCAGCAGUACUACUAUGAGAAGUGCCCCAAGAGGGUUUAUUACCUCUCCUUGGAAUUUUACAUAGGCCGAACAUUGCAGAACACCAUGAUCAACCUUGGCCUGCAGAAUGCUUGUGACGAGGCCAUUUACCAGCUUGGAUUGGAUAUGGAGGAGUUAGAAGAAAUUGAAGAAGAUGCUGGGCUUGGCAACGGUGGUCUUGGGAGGCUUGCUGCCUGCUUCUUGGAUUCCAUGGCAACUCUGGGACUUGCAGCCUAUGGAUAUGGAAUCCGAUAUGAAUAUGGAAUCUUCAAUCAGAAGAUUCGAGAUGGAUGGCAGAUAGAAGAGGCAGAUGAUUGGCUCAGGCAUGGAAACCCCUGGGAGAAGGCCCGCCCCGAGUUCAUGCUGCCUGUGCACUUCUAUGGAAGAGUGGAGCACACCGAAGCUGGGACCAAGUGGGUCGACACCCAGGUGGUCCUGGCUCUGCCAUAUGACACCCCGGUGCCUGGGUAUCUGAACAACACGGUCAACACCAUGCGUCUCUGGUCUGCCCGGGCGCCCAAUGACUUCAACCUCAGAGACUUUAAUGUUGGAGACUACAUUCAGGCCGUGCUGGACCGGAAUCUGGCUGAGAACAUCUCCCGGGUCCUCUAUCCCAAUGAUAACUUUUUUGAAGGGAAGGAGCUAAGAUUGAAGCAGGAGUACUUUGUGGUGGCUGCUACCUUGCAAGAUGUCAUCCGACGUUUCAAAGCCUCCAAGUUUGGCUCCAGUGAUAGUGCUGGAACUGCGUUUGAUGCCUUCCCAGAUCAGGUUGCCAUCCAGCUGAAUGACACUCACCCUGCACUUGCCAUCCCCGAGCUGAUGAGGAUUUUUGUGGAUAUUGAAAAAUUGCCCUGGUCCAAGGCGUGGGGGAUCACCCAGAAGACCUUUGCGUACACCAACCACACAGUGCUCCCAGAAGCCCUAGAGCGCUGGCCUGUAGAGCUGGUGGAGAAGUUGCUUCCUCGACAUUUGCAGAUCAUCUAUGAGAUAAAUCAGAAGCAUUUAGAUAAAAUUGCUGCCUUGUUUCCUAAAGAUGUCGACCGUCUGAGAAGGAUGUCUCUGAUAGAAGAGGAAGGAGGCAAAAGGAUCAACAUGGCCCAUCUCUGCAUCGUGGGCUCCCAUGCUGUGAAUGGCGUGGCUAAAAUUCACUCAGACAUCGUGAAGACCCAAGUAUUCAAGGACUUCAGUGAGCUAGAACCAGACAAGUUUCAGAACAAAACUAAUGGGAUCACUCCAAGGCGCUGGCUCUUACUCUGCAACCCCGGGCUGGCAGAAUUAAUAGCAGAGAAAAUCGGGGAGGACUACGUGAAGGACCUGAGCCAGCUGACCAAGCUACACCACUUCCUGGGCGACGAUGUCUUCCUCCGAGAGAUUUCCAACGUGAAGCAGGAGAACAAGCUGAAAUUUUCUCAGUUCCUGGAGAAGGAGUACAAAGUGAAGAUCAACCCAGCCUCCAUGUUUGAUGUGCAGGUGAAGAGGAUCCAUGAGUACAAGCGGCAGCUCAUGAACUGCCUGCACGUGAUCACCAUGUACAACCGCAUUAAGAAAGACCCGAAGAAGUUGUUUGUGCCCAGAACAGUUAUAAUCGGUGGCAAAGCUGCCCCAGGAUAUCAUAUGGCCAAACUGAUCAUAAAGCUGAUCACUUCAGUGGCAGAGGUGGUGAACAAUGACCCCGUCGUUGGAAGCAAGCUGAAAGUCAUCUUCCUGGAGAACUACAGAGUGUCUCUUGCUGAAAAAGUCAUUCCUGCCACAGAUCUGUCGGAGCAGAUUUCCACUGCAGGCACUGAAGCCUCAGGGACAGGCAAUAUGAAGUUCAUGCUGAAUGGGGCCCUGACCAUCGGGACGAUGGAUGGGGCCAACGUGGAAAUGGCUGAGGAAGCUGGGGAAGAGAACCUGUUCAUCUUUGGCAUGAGAGUAGAGGAUGUGGCUGCCUUAGACAAGAAAGGGUAUAAUGCAAAAGAAUAUUAUGAGGCACUUCCAGAGUUAAAGCUGGCCAUUGAUCAAAUUGACAAGGGCUUCUUUUCUCCCAAGCAGCCUGACCUCUUCAAAGACUUAGUCAACAUGCUAUUUCAUCAUGACAGGUUUAAAGUCUUUGCAGAUUAUGAAGCCUAUGUCAAGUGUCAAGAAAAAGUCAGUCAGCUGUAUAUGAAUCCAAAGGCCUGGAACACCAUGGUCCUGAAAAACAUAGCCGCCGCAGGGAAAUUCUCCAGUGACCGAACAAUUAAGGAGUACGCCCGGGACAUCUGGAACAUGGAGCCUUCCGACCUAAAGAUUUCCCUGUCCAGUGAACCCAGCGGUGGGGUGCACAAAGCCAAUGGAAAAUUAGACAAGUAA
Sus scrofa (pig) is the source of this 2565-nucleotide messenger RNA. RefSeq names its product glycogen phosphorylase L (gene PYGL). NCBI's taxonomy places the organism in Eukaryota, Metazoa, Chordata, Mammalia, Artiodactyla, Suidae. Gene Ontology annotation, molecular function: glycogen phosphorylase activity; pyridoxal phosphate binding. Gene Ontology annotation, biological process: glycogen catabolic process. The record is from RefSeq and is marked provisional. Gene Ontology annotation, cellular component: cytoplasm.